Messenger RNA from Impatiens glandulifera, 900 nucleotides. RefSeq lists its product as uncharacterized. Bases 1 to 900 code for a protein of 299 amino acids. Lineage: Eukaryota; Viridiplantae; Streptophyta; Magnoliopsida; Ericales; Balsaminaceae. Gene Ontology annotation, biological process: proteolysis. The transcript has a single exon. The record is from RefSeq and is a predicted model, not a curated record. Gene Ontology annotation, molecular function: aspartic-type endopeptidase activity.
AUGGCAAGAAAAGGAGAUGGAAUUCAUGAACUUGAAACAGGGAAAUAUGACGGUAACUCAAUAUCAAGCCUAAUCGUGGAAUUGGCAAAGUUUGCUCGAAUAUGGAUCGGAAACGAGAUCAUGAAGGCAACGAAAUUCGAGAUGGGUUUGAGUUCCCACAUUCGACAGGUGGUGGUUCCUUUUAACCUAAACUCUUUCAUUGAUAUUAUGGAGAAGUCGAGACUAAUAGAAAGAGAGUUGAGAAUUACGAAGAGGAUAGACGAUGAAAGUUCAAAGAAACAAAGCAAUCCAAAUAUCGGUGAGGGGAGUCGAAGUGCAUUUCAACGUAUAAGGCCACGAUCUUUGGAUAACACGUCUCAGGGCUCAAGAAAUAUAUCGUUGCAAAAUCAACAUGUUCAAUGCUCACAUUGUUUUAAAAAUAAUCGUACCGAAGAGUGUCGUUGGAUAACUGGAGCUUAUAUCACAUGUGGGCAAUAUGAUCACACACGAGCCAACUGUCCACGAUUAAGAAGACCAUUUACACAGCCUUAUAUAUGUGAAUCUGGAAGCUCGGUGAAUCAAAGAUCAGUGCCAAAUCAAAACAAGAGAAUUGGGCAAGCACCUAGAGGGAAAGUACCCAGAAGUCAAGCACAAGGAGGCCAAGCUAGAAUAUUUUCUACGAUAAAUACUGAACAAGCACAUAAUUCUGAUGCUGUUGUAUCAAGUACCAUUUAUGUGUCUUCUAAUUAUUCUAUAGUAUUAUUUGAUUCUGGUGCUACGAAUUCUUUCGUGUCACAAAACUUUGUUACAAAGCAUGAUUGGAGUACUGAAUCCCGAGAUGUGAAACUAAGUGUUGAAACGCCACUAGGUGAUAAGAUAAUUGCAUACUUAAUUUGCAUGUCUAUGGAAGUUCAAAUAUGA